Molecule: messenger RNA, 1641 nt
Organism: Actinia tenebrosa (Australian red waratah sea anemone)
Lineage: Eukaryota; Metazoa; Cnidaria; Anthozoa; Actiniaria; Actiniidae
Product: spermatogenesis-associated protein 6
Biological process (GO): spermatogenesis
Cellular component (GO): sperm head-tail coupling apparatus
Molecular function (GO): myosin light chain binding
Source: RefSeq, a predicted model, not a curated record
AGAGAAUAGCCUGGUAACUGAGUGCGCGUGUUUGAUGGCGUCCCUGGCAGCACUCAGCUGUUGUUGACUCAAAACAACUCUAUUUUAUACACAUUCUUCUACGCCAGUCGCUGUAAAAAUGCCUCAGAAAGCUUUCACCUGCAACGUAGAACUAGAUCUCUACACGGUAACAUGUCCUGGAACUCUACACCUGACGGACCGAAACAUGGUCUUUCUGAACGUCAAACUGUUUGGUCAAACCAAUAGGACAAAGUCGGUGUUCGCUUCUUUUCCAAUGAACUUCAAUGAGCGUUUCGCCGUUGAACAAACGUUCACAUCGGUGUCUGAACCGUCGCAAGUAGUAGAGUUACUAGAUGAACAACUUGUGGUAUUAGAAUUACGGCAAUACUCAGAGCAUCAUAGAGGAGGCAAGCUUCUUGGACGGUAUAAACAGACAACCAAAGAAUUCUUGUACCCUACCCCUACCCUGACAGGCAAGGGUGGUAUCGAGAGAGAUCUACUUUUGAGUAGGACUGUCAACUUCAAUGGUAUUGAUCCAAAGUUAGAAUUCUCUUCAAGAACCACUGUACAAGAAGUCACUGUGCGAGGGAUAUCGUAUCAAGCAAGUAAUGAAUAUGCUUCAGAAGACUCAGAGGAGUCUAAUUCUGAAGAGUCAGAAACAGAGGAAGAAGUUGUCAUCCACCCAAACAUUUUUAGCCCACCCUUCAACGAAGUUCACUGUGUGUGUGAGUGUCCGAGACGACCAGAAAAUAAAGGAAUGGUUGUUAAGAGGUCCAGGUCAUUGUCACCUAACCGAUCUAGGCCACGAUCUGCUUCCCCAACUAGACAACCACCCUUCAGGGCUGGUAAAGCUGAUGAGGGUAUAAUAUCAAAAAGAGAAUUUCAUCGUUCGAAGAAAUCUAGACUGAGACCUCUACCUGCAGAAGGAGAUCCAAUGCCUUGCCCUGACUGUAAGACUCCCCACAAAGACUGCAUAGUUUGUCAAGCCUACUACAAAGUGUUUGGAAGGGACUUCCUGAAGCACAGAUUUACUUUGGGUAAACACAGACGAACCACAUCUGUUCCAACUUACUCCUCUGCAGCUUCUGAACCACCGAUACUUAGGUCUCGGCAAUAUUUUGAACGAGAUACUGGCCCAGCAUAUCAUGAGAGAGCAUACAGUGCACCUAUACCAAGAACAAGAUUACGGUUCUCAUCGACACCCAAAGUUAUAAAUGAUUCAUUUAGAGCAGUACCCCCUCCAGAUGAAAUUCAUGAACGGGUGGAGAGAAUUAUUCGUAGACACUCACCAAAACCUGCAUACAGAUCUUACAUUGAGAUGUCUGACUCAGAUGAUGAUAGUUUGUUAUCUUUACAAGAACUCAGGAGUGAAAUUGAUUCUGCAAGAAUGGAGUCUCUAGACAGAUCAUUUGAAGAUCCUGACCACCCAACACUUGGAACUAGACUUGAUCGAAGCCUACAGCGAUACUGAAAGUACUUGUCAUUUCUUUUCAUAUAAGUGUGACGGUACCAUUGUCUAGAGGAAACUACUGGUCUAACCAAAAGGCUUUAUACACAGGCCGUACCCACCGUGAUGUGUUCAAUGAGUCUAUAAGUUCUGUCUAUGAAGACUUGUAUGAUAAUGCGGUUUAGUCAUUCAGA